Molecule: messenger RNA, 1631 nt
Organism: Betta splendens (Siamese fighting fish)
Lineage: Eukaryota; Metazoa; Chordata; Actinopteri; Anabantiformes; Osphronemidae
Gene: hprt1
Product: hypoxanthine phosphoribosyltransferase 1
Exons: 9
Coding region: 211-867 (218 amino acids)
Biological process (GO): purine ribonucleoside salvage; IMP salvage; hypoxanthine metabolic process
Molecular function (GO): magnesium ion binding; hypoxanthine phosphoribosyltransferase activity
Source: RefSeq, a predicted model, not a curated record
UCCCCGUCAUCGUACGUUUAUCGGCGCACCAGUACAGUAGAGCGGGCAGCCCGGAACGAACCUCUGGGUAGCAACUUAGCUAGCUGCCGCUUCCAUGUGUGCGCGGCUGUCAUAACGGUGAAAAGUCCGCGAAAGCCACCUGAGCUUAAAGGUUCCCUCUGAACACCAAGCCAGAACACGUAGAACCGAGCUUUAUUCGCCGACACGGACAUGGCGACAUCCAGCCCCUGUGUUGUGAUUAGUGACGAUGAGCAGGGGUAUGACCUGGACCUUUUCUGCAUACCAAAGCACUAUGCAGCUGACCUUGAGAGGGUUUACAUCCCACAUGGGCUAAUCUUGGACAGGACAGAGAGACUGGCCAGAGAGAUUAUGAAGGAAAUGGGUGGGCAUCAUAUCGUUGCCCUAUGUGUGCUCAAAGGGGGCUACAAGUUCUUUGCAGACCUGCUGGACUACAUCAAGGCCCUGAACAGGAAUAGUGACCGUUCCAUUCCAAUGACUGUGGACUUCAUUCGCCUCAAGAGCUAUUGUAAUGACCAGUCUACGGGUGAAAUCAAAGUAAUUGGUGGCGAUGACCUGUCUACACUAACAGGCAAGAAUGUUUUGAUUGUGGAGGAUAUUAUUGACACAGGCAAGACGAUGAAAACGUUAUUGCAACUUCUCAAACAGUACAAUCCCAAAAUGGUUAAAGUAGCCAGCUUGUUGGUAAAGAGAACACCCAGAAGUGUUGGCUACAGGCCAGACUUUGUAGGAUUUGAAGUCCCUGACAAAUUUGUGGUAGGAUACGCGCUGGACUACAAUGAGUACUUUAGAGAUCUAAAUCAUAUCUGUGUCAUUAGUGAAAUGGGGAAGGAGAAGUACAAGGCAUGAAGACUCUUUUCUACAAUGCUUAAAUGAUGGUUGAAGCUUUUCCUUUUGUGGUUCAUUUUAUAUUGUAUUACUUCACAUUUGCGUCAUAGAAAAAUGUGCAGCCUGCUCAGGGCCAUGGGGAUAUACUGAUACAGUAAUGGUCCUGAUGCAUUUCAGGUUUUAAAUGAAAUUGAUUGCUUUAGAUAGUGUAGUGUCUGGGUUGAACAGCAUGAAACCCAGCUUUGCUUUAAGUGAGUACGCUUUUGCCCCCUUCGCUAAUUGUAGUCUUUUGUUUAGCGAUUGAGUAAUUUAUUCAAAGCAAUGCUGCUGCCUUCAAGUUCAAAAUCACAUUUACUGUGCAACAAUGAGGUUUCACACUUUUGAAAACCUCCUAACUUAUAAUCUCUUGCUUUUAUUCCAUAUUCUGCUUGUACUUGAGACUAUCGGUAUGGACUUCCUCAAAGAGGAUGUCACAUUCAACACAUGGGUAUGCUGAAGAUUAAAUAUCUUGUUUUCUUUUUUAAAAAUACUUUGCGUACACAAAUCCCCCAUUGAGCCACAUUAUUUUUGUUACAUAAAAGACAAAUAAAUCAUUAUCAUGCUGGACAAAUAGGUUGCAAAUGAUGUAUGUGGCCAAUACUACAAAAGAAUCAUGUUUUAAAUAAUAUGUAUGCACCCAUCAUUGAAUCGAGCAUAAUUAAACUACCUUAUUUAUAAUUCAUCAAUGAUGCCAUUAUGUGUCAAAUGUAUUUUAAUUUAUCACUCAUUAAAUAUUCACACCCUAA